This is a messenger RNA of Daphnia magna, 1381 nucleotides long. It is a transcript of the gene Prdm13, whose product is annotated as PR domain zinc finger protein 13. NCBI's taxonomy places the organism in Eukaryota, Metazoa, Arthropoda, Branchiopoda, Diplostraca, Daphniidae. The transcript has 3 exons. The record is from RefSeq and is a predicted model, not a curated record. Gene Ontology annotation, cellular component: nucleus. Bases 60 to 1343 code for a protein of 427 amino acids.
GAACAGUUCGUCUAAUUUUUUUGGUUAAAUUUGUUUGCAUCCGGGAAACAUCAAAGAUAAUGAUGAACCAUCAACAAUUCCAGCCGGUAACGUCAAUGGUCGACAGGUUAACCAUCAACAGCAAUAUCGCUCUUGCUAACAAUGCAGACACCGGGAACAGGUGCAUCAACGAGUCGCUUACGGGACCAUCCGUCGUGGCGGAAGAAUUCUUGCGUCCGGAAUCGAAAUCUCCGAUUAUUGCGCUCGAUCCUCGCCGUUUCACUGCGCACCAUCAACAGUUCAAGGUGGGUCUUAGGAAAGGCGAAUUGACUUCCAGUCCGCCGUCCAGUUUGUGGCCAAUGUCCGUUGAGGUUGCGACGGAGUGCCGGAUGCAAAAUGUCGAGUGUUGCGUGGUGUCGUCGACACAACAAUCGGCCAUCAGUGACGUCAAUAAUCUUUCGCUCAUAUUCACAACGACCCGGCCGAUCGAGAAAGGCCAGCGCUUGUACUUCUGGUUCUCCGAAUCGAUGCUGGCCCAUUUGGAAAUGCCUUUCCUUGUGCCCAAAAACAUUCAAGCCGGUGAUCGUUACGUCUGCCAUCGAUGUUCCAGCGCCUUCGUCCAUCCCAACCCGCUGAAACUUCACUUGUUCUUUCAUUGCUCCAGCCGGUCCGUCUCUACAUCCGCCCUCUGGAACAGGGUCUUCCACACAUUAACAGCAACUAGGCCACAAAGUUCUCCAGUUGUUCCGUUCCAGCACCAGUCGUCGCGAAACGUUCUGUGCAAACCAACUGCGACCCAUUUGUUCCAGUUGACGCCGUUUGCGGCCAGCAACAAUCAGCAGCAACGGACGACUGGGCCGAGUCCAGCAGCUCAAGUAGAGACCAUCGUCAGCCAUUUGGGCCGUUCCAAACACGGACACAUUUGCAUUUAUUGCGGCAAAAUCUAUUCGCGCAAGUACGGCCUGAAAAUUCACAUACGGACCCAUACGGGCUACAAGCCGCUCAAGUGUCCCGUCUGUUCCAGGCCGUUCGGCGACCCGAGUAACCUCAACAAACACAUCCGACUACACGCAGAGCAUCACCAUCAAGUGGGAAUAACUGGAGAUAAAUCACCUUACAAGUGCGAAUUGUGCGGUAAGGUGUUGAUAAGAAGACGGGAUUUAGACCGACACAUUCAGUCGAGACACUCGUCGGCUGAUUCGCCGAUCGUUCGCCAUCCGCAUCAGCCGAGUUCGGCUGACUCGAUCGAAUGCCCGUCGCCGUUGAGUUCGACGCACAGCAGCAGCAGUAGCCGUAGCAGAGACUGUAGCAAUAAUAACAGUGACGACGACGAGGACCAGCUCGAUGUCGUCGAUAUUUGCUGAAACGCAUCGUGUAUAUGAAUUUUGUAAAUAAAAUUGAA